AGUGUAGCUCCCCCGUCCGCGGAGCAGGUACCUUGCGCGCUCCGUCUCGCCGGCACCUCGCUUAAUUCACCAGAAAUUAGUGAAGAAAAUGUUGCGACAUCAGGAGCGGUAGUGAUUCAGGAACCGUGGUGUGUGAUGUGUGGUGACCCACUGCAGGCGCACAGGAUGUGUGACCGAGUGUAGCGGAAGUGUCACAGUGAUUCCUCGAGUUCAGCGGGAAAAGUACAGAAAAAAAACCCAGCUCAAGUGUAACAUAAGCGACAAUUACCUCUACGGAUGGCGGCGACUGAGGACUGGAAUCCUCGGAGCCUGUCCACCUUUUCGACGUUCGGGGGCGGGCAGGGGUCUCCGCCGCUCCUGGGCCUGAACGGACACACCAACGGCGGCUUGCACAUCGGCAGCACGGGCGGCGGCGUGGGCGGGGUGUCCGUGCUGGUGCCGCCCUCGAAAGCCAACGGGGCCGUGACGGUGAACGGGUCGGCGCCGCCCGAACUGCUGGCCAGCCCCGAUGUGAUCGCGCACUGCCACAAGCCCGCGCAUCCCCUCGGGCCCGAGAUAGUGAGCCACGUGCCCAAGCCCAUAGGCAUGCCCGUGGCGCCGCCCAGUAUCGAGGGCGUCGUGCGCCCCCGGCACACCCACAGCAAGUCUCUGGUGGGGGAUGAGUUGCAGCCCUUGCCCGCCCCUCGCCACGCCCACUCCAGGUCCCUGGUGGACACGAUGGACCUCAUUCCGCCCAAAUCUCCCGACGGGGUGGACUCGACCGAAAUCAACCUGUUCCUCGGCCCAGCGGACCGGCGCUUCGGUUUCUCGGUCGUGGGCGGCGUCGACGAAGGCUUCCCCCCGAGGCUCGACGAGAUUGCCAAGGGUUCGCCGGCAGACAAAGCAGACCUCGAAGUCGGUGACGAGAUUCUGGAAGUCAAUGGGAAGAGCCUAGAGGACGCCACCCACACGGAGGUCAUCUCACACAUACAUCAGUGCAUUAGAUCAAGAACAAUAUGUCUCCGCGUGAAGAGAAGAACAGGCAACAAAUUAGCUGUGGACUUGGCCGCGAGUUCGAACGUGCAAGAUGCGUUCGUCAUCGCCGUGGAGCAGCAGGCCCGAGAGCGGCUCGAGCGGCUCUCAGCUCUCAAGAAGAUCAAGCCGGUGGACAUGACCAAGCUCUCCUCGCAGUUGGAGCCCCACAAGAGUUUGGUGAGCGUCAACAGCAGCGGAGGGCAGCCGAGCCCCGGCGGCCGCUCCACGGGCGUCCCCGUCGCCAAGGAACAGCAGCAGCAGCAGCAGCAGCCGCGAGACGACGUCAACGGCGUCUUAGACAACUCCCCGAUCUACGUGACCAGCGUCCCCAACCUCACCUCCGACCUCCCCCGUGACAGGUCGCGCUCCAGGUCGUCCACGCCCAACCGCACCUCGCCCAGCCCCCGGCGCCACCACUCCACGCGGAGCGCCCGGGACACGCCGCCUUCGCCCCUCACGCCCAGCCCGCGGCGGGAGGCGCCCACGCUAAAGGAUAAGGGCGUGGACAGCUCGAGUGCGGAGCGCAGCUCGCGGCGCUCCAGCAGGAGGAAGAGCCCCUCGCGCCUGGCGAACGGCCACCACGGAGCCGAGGGCGAGGCGGACGCCAACAAGAGCGGCGACGAGCUCGAGCUCACGCACGACCUCAACGACACGCUCGACGACACAGAGGACCUCGACCAGGACCCGCCCGAGGCCCUGCUCGACCGCACCGACUCCGAGGACAAGGUUGACCUCGAGGGCACGUGCCUGAGCGAGAGCGGAGACUCCCUGCCGGGAACCCCGGAGAAGACCUACGGCAUCGUCCGCUCCGAGUCCAGGCGCUCUCGCAGCAGCCGCCGUGACCGCGGCGCCCAGAGGGAGGUGCUGCUGGACCACGACCCGCAGCAGGAGGUGCGCGCCAAGACGCCGCUGCACGCCGUCAGCAGCAUCGAAAGUCGCGACAGCACAAGUUCUCGCAAGUCUGGGGGCAGCAGCGGGAGUGGAGAAGUUGGCCGUGGAACGCCGAGGCACAAGGCAACUGGAGGAAGCACCCCCAGACACUCCAGAAAGAACAGAGACACUUCACGGGACUCCACCAUUAUUUCUGCCCCAGAGAUCGGUUACGACAAUAUGAUCAGCAUGGUAGAGUUUGAUCCAGGUCACAGGGAGAUGGCAGUGGACGUGCCGGACUCUUUUGUAGCACGAACCAAAACCCCACCAAGGUAUCCACCACCAAAACCUCAGGGCCAAACCAUCACCCCAAUCCACAACAACAACAAUAACAGCAGCAAGAGCAGCAAGAAGGGAGGGUCGUCGGGCAGCGCCACGCCACAGAAUGGAACCUUGCCCAAGCCAGCACCCCAGCCGUCAAUCCCCCCACAGCCCCACUCACCACCUCACGUUCCUCCGCCCCAGGAAGGGCUGAUGCAAAUGCCUUCUUCGCAAGAGGAGAUAAGGAUGAGGAAAUACGAGGAGGAGUUAAAACUUCGAAGGGAACGUGAGGAGCAGGAGGCUAUGCUGAGGUCCUCAUUGCGUUCCUCCCAGAAGCUUCAACAGCUUGCUUCACAUCCUGUACCUACUGGUGUUGUAAAUGAGGCAUUUUCAGUGGAAGAGUCACAGUCAGGACUGGAGCAACAAGCCAGUGCUGACACACCUAGUAAAGUUAUAGGUAUAAAUGAGCUUAUUCAGUCACUCCAAAGGAUUCAGACAGUGCUCAAGUCUAAUGGACACAGGAUUAGUGAAGACAUGACCCUAGUGGCUCAACUAUUGACAAAUCCGGAGUUCCAAAAGGUGCUGGCUGUUCACAAUAAGGUGCAAGAAACAUGGUGUUUGAACAGACCCCCAACACCAGUCACAGAUAAUGCUCAGGCACUAUUAGCUGAGAGCCUUCAGGAACUACAAGAAUACUCUGUACCUGAGGCAGCAGAACUAAUUGACAUACUCAACAAAUACUCGAUGGAAGGGCUCUUAUAUGCUCACGACAGAAUUGCCGAGAGAGAGCCUUUACCUGUCGGGAAUCUGCCAGAGGAGGAAGUUCUGGACAGAGUUUCUCAUUACCCAGAGGACAGCGUUAAGAUUGUUCGCAUUGACAAAACUAACGAGCCUUUGGGAGCAACUAUUCGAAAUGAAGGCGACUCAGUAAUAAUUGGUCGAAUUGUAAAAGGUGGUGCUGCUGAAAAAUCUGGUCUCCUUCAUGAAGGGGAUGAAAUAUUGGAAGUCAAUGGUGUUGAAGUUAGGGGCAAGUCUGUGAAUGAUGUCUGUGACAUGCUAGCUGGUAUGACAGGCACUUUAACGUUUAUCAUCAUCCCAAGUGGAACCCAGCAACAGCAGCCUCCCCCAACACGACCCCCUAUUACCCAGACCAUACAUGUCAAGGCACACUUUGACUAUGACCCAGAGGAAGACCUUUAUAUACCCUGCAGGGAGCUGGGCAUGAGUUUCCAGAAAGGAGAUAUUUUACACAUUAUCUCUCAAACUGACCCCAACUGGUGGCAAGCUUAUAGAGAUGGAGAAGAGGACCAAACACUGGCAGGACUUGUUCCUUCUAAAUCUUUCCAACAACACCGUGAAGCCAUGAGACAGACAGUGGUUGGAGACAAUAACAACAAGGAGAAGCCCAAGAAAGGGAAGCUACUAUGUGCCAAAAAGCAUCAGAAGAAAAAGAAGAAAAAAAUGCUCUAUCCAAAUUAUAAUGAAGCACGGAGCAACUCUCCACUCCCUCUGCCAGGAAGAGGUGGGCCGGGUACUGAUAUCCUAAAUGAGACGGAGAACUCAGGAACCCAAGCACGGAGUAGGGUGUUAACUCUGAGACUUGCUCUCCCAGCUUGCCAGUGUAUUAAGGGCAGUACACUGAGGAGACGAUGCAGCUCAUUGUCUGAUCUGGAUGUUGAUUUUGACUCUGAAGAAAUCCUCACUUACGAAGAAGUGGCUCUUUAUUAUCCACGAGCCAACAGAAAACGACCUAUUGUUCUCAUUGGACCUCCCAAUAUUGGUCGGCAUGAACUCAGGCAAAAGCUCAUGGAGGACAGAGAUAGAUUCGCUGCUGCCAUUCCACACACAUCUCGUACACGAAGAGAAACUGAGCUGGAUGGUCAGGACUACCACUUCAUAUCUAGAGCGCAGUUUGAGGCAGACAUUCUCUCUCGCAAGUUUGUUGAGCACGGGGAGUAUGAAAAAGCCUAUUAUGGGACCAGCAUAAUGGCUAUCAGAGCUGUGGUGAACUCAGGGAAGAUUUGUGUGCUGAAUCUUCACCCACUGUCACUCAAGAUCCUCAAGAGUUCUGACCUCAAGCCUUUUGUGGUGUUUGUUGCUCCUCCUUCCUUAGAGAAACUCAGGCAGAAGAAGCAGAAGUUGGGAGAGCCAGUCAAAGAUGAGGAGCUCAAAGAAACAAUAGAGAAGGCCAGGGAAAUGGAAGAGCAGUAUGGUCACUACUUUGACCUGAUCAUCAUAAACCAGGAUGUGGACCGUGCCUACCAUCAGCUGCUACAUGAGAUUAACAUGUUGGAAAGGGAGCCGCAGUGGGUUCCAGCAGCAUGGCUUGCACAUGACCAGUGAUAGGUACUGUAGUGCUUCUAUGGUGCCAAAUUUUUACCUGUGCGCUUCCCUCUAGCCAAAGGCAGAAUUCUCCUCAGUGCUGCUGCUCUCAAGAUACGUUCCUUGUGUGGAAGUCUCACUUGAAGGGCAGCUGAGUUUUUACAAUCAAUGAUGUGAUGGCUUGAUGCUACAAUCCAUUGUCUGGUGAACACUAGGUGCAUGAAAUCAGUUGACUGUGUUAAGGUUGUGUUUUGAAAAUGGAUUAUCAUAUGGAGUCUAACCGAAGGAAUUGAAAGAAAAAUACAUAGCAGAUAGCUGCUUUGAUAAAUGAUUGGACAAUAUAUUAACAUUGUAAAUUGACUUUCAUUCUAAUACCUCCCCUGCCCUGUGUGGACAUUUAACUUAGGUAAUAAAUCUAGACCACGGCUCCAUUUACAAAAGGUGGGAAGUUUAAGCCCAUUGUAACGGGAUAAAAUCAGGCAGACAAAUGAUGGAAGACAAACCAGACAAAAACUGUGGUGUAAAAAGUAUUAAGCAAUCCACCUUUUGUUGAGGUGGCUCAAGUGUGUGUGAUACUAGGCAGAAUCUAGAAACACGUUAUUACCCUGUAAAGAAGACCCUCAAAUCCUUCUUGAGAGUUUAAUCUCUUUUUGUUAUUUACAUUUUCUAUUUCUUUUAUUUUCCUGUACAUAAAAUUCUUUUACAUUAUGUUUGAAAAUUUAUAUACAAUAUAUCUAUAUCAUGUUUAUCAAACCUGCAGAUUUUUUUCCCUCUCUCUCUUUCUUUUCUCUUUUUUUUUGAUAAGUGUCCCUACUUUUCAAAUUUAAAACAUAAUAUAAAGGCUCAUUUCACCCCCAUGUUUAAAGUGUUUUAAUGUCAUACAGAUAACUUUCUAUUGACUUCAUAUUAAAUGUGAGAUUAAAGAAAGUAUUUUAUCAAUUUUCAAGAUAGCUGGAAGCAUUUGCUCAGUUACUAUAAAAGUUUUUAUUGGCAAUGUGCAAUAAGAUGAGACUAAAAAAAAUUAUUCUGAUCAAUUAGCAUGUACUUCAGAUAGUUUCCUUUGAUCCCUUAAAUGUUUGUAAUGUACAUAGAGGUGCCAUAUUACAUCAAAGUUGUGCUUGUAAAUCAAACCUGUGACUCCUGAUCUGUUUGCAGUGUUAAGCAGCAAUAAUAAUAAUACAUACAUCCAAAAAAGUGUGUUGCAAAAGUCUUCACUAUUAUUUCUGUAAGGCUUUAGGAUUUAGCUCUGCCGUUCACAGAGACAAAUAAUCUGAGUGUCUUAUUAUUCAGAAUGAAUAUUGUUUACCAUAUAUUCAUCCCUGAGAAGCCUAUACAGUGAAGUCUCUCAAAAGCACAAGUAUGUGAGAAGUCAAGUUUGUGAUGCUGACAAUAUUGCAAAUACACACAUGAAACUGUAACUUCAGUAUUCCAGUGGUGUUUCCCCAAUUUGUGUAAUUCCUGUAUAUACUGUUAUGAUCUUCCUAUGUUCACUUUGUUGUAAGUAGAAGCAUAUAUGCCUCAUUAUAAUGAACCAUUAAAUGAUUAUGAUUCCUAAAAAUAAAUGUGUAUACCAGCUC
Penaeus monodon (black tiger shrimp) is the source of this 6104-nucleotide messenger RNA. RefSeq names its product MAGUK p55 subfamily member 5-A-like. The coding region runs from base 277 to 4548 and encodes 1423 amino acids. Gene Ontology annotation, molecular function: protein binding. NCBI's taxonomy places the organism in Eukaryota, Metazoa, Arthropoda, Malacostraca, Decapoda, Penaeidae. Gene Ontology annotation, cellular component: adherens junction; plasma membrane. Gene Ontology annotation, biological process: generation of neurons; establishment or maintenance of polarity of embryonic epithelium; establishment or maintenance of epithelial cell apical/basal polarity. The record is from RefSeq and is a predicted model, not a curated record. The transcript has 22 exons.